AAACCCUUCGGCUGGGUUGGAAAACUGCGCCCAGAGCCCGCAAACAAAGAGUAACCACGGCAACCGCCAAUCCCAAGGCAGAGGGACCUUACUGGUGCCGCAAUGGGACAAACUAUCUCUAUUCGAAAUCGGAGCGAGCUCUUCUCGGCGCAGGAGCUGGAGGAAGAACUUAAGACUUUCUUCCAGAGAAACUGAGGCCAGGACUUUGGGGUUAAGUUCUUGUUUGGACCAUAGGAGAGGAUCACAACUUCCUCAUAUGUUGAAAAUUAUCCGCAUACGGGGAGAAGAAGAAUGUCAAGGAAAAACAAAACAUUAAUUUUUAAAUACUUUCUUAAUCUUAUUAAUGGAGCUUUCUUGGUUCUUGGACUUUUACUCAUGGGAUUUGGUACAUGGCUUUUAUUGGAACAAAAUUUUUUCACAGCUUUGGUUUCUGCAGAUGAAAAUAAGCACUUAAUAGUAUUUAUUUUUCGAAUUUUGAUUGGAACUGGAUCUGCUAUCAUUCUUCUUUGUCUCUUGGGUUAUUUGGGAAUUCGCAGUGAAAUCAGAUGGCUCCUAAUUCUGUAUGCAGUGCUGCUGAUGUGGGCCUUUGGGGUUCAGGUUGUGCUUUCAGCACUCAUCUCCGCAAAGAAAGAGGAGGUUCACCAAGUAUGGCAUGAUGAAAUUGAUUCAGUCAUUUCUGAGUAUGGCUCUAAGGAUCUGCCUGGAAACAUACCCAAGUGGAUGAUUCUGGAUGCCUUACAGAAAACAUUACAGUGUUGCGGACAAAAAAAUUAUACAGAUUGGAUAAAGAAUAAGAAUAAAGAAAAUUCAGAACAGGUGCCAUGUUCUUGCACGAAUUCUACAUUAAGAAAGUGGUUUUGUGAUGAGCCAAGGAAUGCAACUUACACAGAGGGUUGUGAACAUAAAAUCAACACAUGGUAUCAUGCCAAUGCUUUAACCUUAGUUAGAAUUAACUUUGGACUUCUGGCUUCAGAGGUUUUGCAAGUCGUGUUAACUUUUUCUUUCUUCAGACACAUCAAGAAUAGAAUAUAUGCAGAAAAGUGA
Molecule: messenger RNA, 1044 nt
Organism: Phacochoerus africanus (Common warthog)
Lineage: Eukaryota; Metazoa; Chordata; Mammalia; Artiodactyla; Suidae
Gene: TSPAN19
Product: tetraspanin 19
Exons: 10
Coding region: 292-1044 (250 amino acids)
Cellular component (GO): membrane
Source: RefSeq, a predicted model, not a curated record